Molecule: messenger RNA, 1497 nt
Organism: Diaporthe batatas
Lineage: Eukaryota; Fungi; Ascomycota; Sordariomycetes; Diaporthales; Diaporthaceae
Exons: 3
Coding region: 1-1497 (498 amino acids)
Biological process (GO): negative regulation of septation initiation signaling; activation of GTPase activity
Cellular component (GO): mitotic spindle pole body
Molecular function (GO): GTPase activator activity
Source: RefSeq, a predicted model, not a curated record
AUGCCUAGCCCGACUCCUCAGGAUCAAUCACUCCCACCCGCCGCCUCCCAGCCCGGGUCCACACAGUACGGCUCCGGGCAUAGCAGCCUCCCUCACCCGCCACCGCCAUCCUCGCCCGGGCCUGGCUCUCAACGAUCACUGAGGAAGCUGGCCUCUGCUCACAGCCUUGCGGCCCACCCAGCCCCCAGCCCCAGGGCUCCUCCCAUGACCGCCGCGAACCCCCCCUCCCUCAUCGCCCAGCAACGCCUGGCCGUACGACAGCAGGACCAACAACACCACCAUCGCGGUCCUCCUUCCGCGAGGAGACAUGCGAGCACCACCAUCCACGCUUCUUCCCCGCGCGCCAGAGCCAGCAGCGACGCCCCAGCGACCCUCCAACUCAACGCCGCCGCCGCAGCAAUGUCCUCCCAGGCCCUGCGCAACAGCGGAGCCCUGGCCGGCCGCACCCUGGCCCACGAUGCCCUGUCGCUCGAGAGGCUCAUCCGGGAUGGCCCUCCCGACGGCGAUUUCGAGAGCGCCCUGGAGUCGGCCAGGAUCAAGGUCUUGAAGCAGGAGAUCAAGAGCGACAGUGAUGGCAUGUCCAAGUUACGCAUAUAUGUCUGGCUCAUCAUGCUCGACGCCCCGGUCCUCAGCACAGAUGACUAUCUCGGCUUCGUACACCGUGGCGCCUCGCCGGCUUACUCCAAGAUCCGCAAUGACACCUUCCGCACCCUGACCACCGACCCUCUGUUCCGCCGCCGCGUGAGCGAGGCCAGUCUCAUCCGCCUCCUCAACGCCAUCGCCUGGAAGCUACACGAUGCCAGGCCCCAGAACCCCAUCGCGGCCACCCGCCAGUCUCUGCCCGCCUCCCAUGAGACCACCCCACAGGGCGCGCACGCCGCCCAUCCGUCCCAUAGCUCCAGCCCCGCAGCCAAGAACCGCGCACGCGCCCUGACCCUCACCACCGAGGGCUCCGAGAGCAGCGUGGCCCCCGAGGCGGGCACCUACGUGCAGGGUAUGAACGUCCUGGCUGCACCCUUCCUUUACGCUGCCCGCAGCGAGGCCGAAGCCUUUGUGGCUUUCCACCAGCUGCUCACCAGGGAGUGCCCCGGUUACAUUCGCGGCGCCAUGGACGGGGUCCACCGGGGCCUAAAGCUGGUCGACAAGGUGCUCGGUAUAGUCGAUGCCAAGCUGAGCAUGUUCCUGACGUCCAAGGGCAUGCAGGCCGAGCUCUACGCGUUCCCCAGCGUCAUGACCCUGUGCGCCUGCACGCCGCCGCUGCCCGAGGUCUUGAGGUUGUGGGACUUUCUGUUCGCAUACGGGCCGCACCUGAACAUCGUCUGCAUUGCCGCGCAGCUAGUCAUACACCGCGACGAGCUGAUGGCCUCGCCCAAUCCUAGUCAUUUCCUGCGGACGUUCCCAGCCUUGAACGCAGAGAAGGUUCAGGCAAUGACCUUGGCCCUUUUGGCCAAGCUGCCGGACGAUGUGUACGCUGAGAUUAUUUCGCACGCAAUGUGA